This is a messenger RNA of Drosophila montana, 2508 nucleotides long. RefSeq lists its product as uncharacterized. Lineage: Eukaryota; Metazoa; Arthropoda; Insecta; Diptera; Drosophilidae. Bases 326 to 2332 code for a protein of 668 amino acids. Gene Ontology annotation, molecular function: adenylate cyclase inhibiting G protein-coupled glutamate receptor activity. Gene Ontology annotation, cellular component: plasma membrane. The record is from RefSeq and is a predicted model, not a curated record. Gene Ontology annotation, biological process: G protein-coupled receptor signaling pathway. The transcript has 3 exons.
CGAGUCGAACAGGCUAAAGCAUUUGUAUGAGUUGCAAGCGGCUUCAAACUUGGCUCAAACGUCUCAAGUCUUCUGAACCGGGUCCCCAGACCAAAGCCGAACUUGCAGAGCGGGCCAAGCUAGCAGUCGAUGUUGGUUGGGCCUGGCGAGCGGACGUGUGAGCGCGUUAAAGACCAAGUCGAAUAUAACGAAAGACGAAAUAGCGUACGAGAACGACAAACCAAUCGCGAGUGUGAGACUGUGCCAGUGUGCGUGUGUAUGUGUGUGUGCGCGAGCAUGUGCAGCAUUUGAGUUGGCACGUAACGGGCAACGCGUCUUCGAUCCAAUGGCCAAUUGUGCGCCGGCCAGUUGCAGGAUCGAGGCCAGCAGGCUGCUGCUGCUGCUUCUGCUCAUCCUGCAGCUCAUCGCGGCGACGCCAGCUGCCCGCUAUCCAAAUACAAACAGCAACCACAACAACAACAACAUUUGGCGACGCGUUCGUCUGGUGACUAGCGUCAGCGCCAGUUCCCCACAGGAGCGGGAACGCAAUGCAUAUCAGCUGCUCAAGGCCAACAGCACAACCACCAGCACCACCACCAGCACCACCAGCACCACUACGACGCCUGCACCACGGCGUGCUGCCAAACAGCUGCUGCGUCGCGAGGAUCUCAAUGUGCUGGAGAGCAACAUUUCGAGCGCUGCGCGCCUGGAAAUGUCCACGGAGUUCUUUGUGGUGCCCACGCUCAGGUCGAGCACCAGCAGCAGUAGCCACCGCAAUGGCAGCAGUAGCAGCAGCACCACCACUGCAGCCACGCCCACGCGCAGUCAGGGCGCCCGUGCACGCGCCGCCAACACGCCGCGUGCCACACAAGGCGGCAAUGCCACACCGCCCAGCAUUGUGUCCACCACCCAGCUGCCGUUUGCGGGCCUCCGCAAGGAGGUUUGGGUGGUGCCCGUCCUGGUACUGGCCAGCCUCACCAUGCUCAUGAUGGGCGCCUUUGAGAUAUUUGUGCUGUUCAAAGCCUGGCGCACCUCACCAUCGCGCCGCCAUCUGUUUCUGGGUCAAAUGCUGCUGCUGGGCUUGUUUGCCUGCGCCGGAUUGGGCGCCGUUAUCACGGCACAGCCCACGCUGCUCAGCUGUGGCGCCAUACGCUUUGGCGUGGGCGUGGCCUACGCUUUGGUAUUUGCAGCAUUGCUCGUCAAGUGCGUGUUCCUGAUCAGCCUCAACGGCGGCGUCUAUUUGCCAGCACCGUACCAGGGCCUGUUGCUGCUCUUCGCGCUGCUCAUCCAGGUGGCCAUCGGUGCUCAGUGGCUGCUGACACAGCCACCAGAGAUUUACACGACCAGUGUGCCGGUGAUGGGCAGCGGUUUUCUAUCCACCACGGUUGCCUCACAGACAAACUAUUCAGCGCUUUUCUACCCGACGUCCUACACAACGCUGGACGGCACGCCAGAGAUUUACACGAGAAUUGCGGCAGUGAGCACCGUCCUGAUACCGUUAUGCAAGACGCAAUUCUCGGAGCUGCUCUUCUCACUGAUCUACAUUGUGUUCCUCAUUGUGUUCAUUGCGGUGCUGGCGAUCAAAUCGCGUGGCAUACGCGACAACUACCGGGAGGCGACAUACAUCGGCCUAGCCAUUGGUGGCGCCAUACCCAUCUGGCUGGGCUGGAUGUUGUGCGGCUUGGCGGUCGCUGAGCGGCAUAAGGAUGCUUGCAUUGCCUUUGGAUUGGUGGCGACAUCGGCCACCGUUUUCCUGGUCAUGUUUAUGCCCAAGGGCAGGCAGCUGGCGGCCAUGGGCAAGGAGGGACUCUACGUUGAGGAUCGUGAGGAGCAGUUCAGUUCGCUGAGUCGUGCCGGUUCCGGCUAUUCGCCAUCCUUCUUUCACUUCAAGCCCAUCAAAUAUGGCGUCAUGAGCGGCUGCGGGUUGCCCAAUUCCGCAACGAAUACGGGCCAGGGACUCAGCUCCAAGCAUUGCUCCAGUGCCAACAAUGGCGGAGAUCGAGUCGCUUUGGUCACCGCCGCACCUCCGAGCUAUACACGUAUGUAUCACUAUUUUCCAGCACAUUUGAGCGCGCACCCGUUCUGCUAUUACCCACCCGCACCACCACCACUACCACCACCGCCCGCACCGCCCACACAGCUGGCCACACCGUUGACCCUCAAACAGCUGGGUAACUCGCUUACCUCCAUGACACAGGCGGCGCAGUUGGCCAAAACUCUGCGUUAUGCGCCAGGAAUGUUUAUACGACCAGAUGAAACGAAUCUUUAUACAACGCUGGAGCCGACAUUGAGCAGCAAUCCGAAUGUAUACUUCCAGCGCAGCGGCGCUGUACAUCCGGGCAUAUUGUACUGACUGGAGGAGCAGAGGAAUGCAGAGAAGCACUGGAGCUAUCGAGAACACUGGAACUGAGUAUUUUUUCUUAACAUUAAGCUGCAGCACAAAGCGCUCCCCGCACACCCCCACACGCCCCUAAUACGGCUCCCAAGGAGCAGCAAUAAGUGAAUAAACGGAAUAAAUAGUGUAAUACA